CUCUCAUUUUGUCUAGUGCACCCACAGGCACACAAACUCAGCUUUGUACACUCAUCCAGCCUUAGCCCAAGGGACGCACACACGGACACAGAGACACACCAGCUACACCAGACUGUACCGACGGGAGAAACUCUGAGCUACUCCACAGAUGGGGCCUGGAUUGUUUUGGAACUUCCCUCCCAAGGCUGGCUGCACGGUUCCACAGAGCCUCCUGCAGACCAUGUUGCUGUCCAGGAUGGCGGGGAUUAAGGAGCAGCAGUUCACAGAGGAGAAGCCCCUGCUGCCGGAGCAGAGAGGAGUGGACUCAGACAUGCAGGAUAAAGGAGACGAGGCAUCAGGGGGGCUCCCCUGCCCCGCCAGCCCCCCGCCCCUUAACCACCCCUCUCCCCCCAGUCGCCCCACUCACCGCUGGCAUGUCAUCGCACGGCACUGGCUCCGCCAGACCCGCCGUCGGACCAGCGGGGUCCUCCCGGAAAGCUGUGAACAGCUGAUGCCAGCGGGCGACUGGAAGGAACAUGAUGUUGAGACCCCUUUUGGGAUGCUGCAUGUGGUAAUCCGCGGGGCACCCAAAGGGAACAAGCCUGCGAUCCUCACCUACCACGAUGUGGGACUGAACCACAAACUGUGCUUCAACACCUUCUUCAACAAUGAGGAUAUGCAGGAGAUCACCAAGCACUUUGUGGUUUGCCACGUUGACGCCCCGGGACAGCAGAUCGGAGCUUCUCAGAUGCCACAGGGGUACCAGUACCCCACCAUGGACCAGCUGGCCGGGAUGCUGCCCACUGUGGUGCAGCACUUUGGAUUCAAGAGCAUCGUUGGGAUCGGGGUUGGAGCUGGAGCUUACAUUCUGGCCAAGUUUGCUCUGAUCUUCCCUGACCUGGUGGAGGGUUUGGUUCUGCUCAACAUCGACCCCAACGGCAAAGGAUGGAUUGACUGGGCCGCCACCAAGCUGUCAGGUCUGACCAGCACUAUGCCAGAUAUCGUGCUGCCACAUCUUUUCAGCCAGGAGGAGCUGAUGAACAACACAGAGCUGGUGCAGAGCUACCGACAACAGAUCAACAACACUGUCAACCAGUUCAACCUGCAGCUCUUCUGGAACAUGUACAACAGUCGCAGGGACCUGGAGAUGAACCGCAGUGGGACGGUGCUCAACGCCAAAACCCUGAAGUGUCCUGCCAUGCUGGUUGUAGGAGACAACGCUCCUGCUGAGGAAGGAGUAGUGGAGUGCAACUCCAAACUGGAUCCCACCAACACCACCUUCCUCAAGAUGGCUGACUCUGGUGGACUCCCCCAGCUCACACAGCCUGGCAAACUGACUGAAGCCUUCAAGUAUUUCCUGCAGGGAAUGGGCUACAUCGCUUAUGUGAAGGAUCGGAGGUUGAGUGGAGGGCCAGUGCCCUCCGCCAGUAUGACCCGCCUGGCCCGCUCCAGGACGGCCUCCCUGACCAGCGCCAGCUCCAUUGACGGGUCCCGCUCCCGGGCCUGCACCCACUCCGACAGCACGGAGGGAGUCGGCACAGUCACCCACACCAUGGAGGUGUCCUGCUGAGGAGCCAUAGCAGAGGGGAGGGAGGGAGGGAGGGAGGGAGGGGGUGGUAUGAUGGAGAGAGAGACAGGAAGAGAUGGUGGCGAAGAAGAGAUGGCAGGAAUGCUCUGAGGAAAAUGGUUUAAAAAGGUGAAGGACUGAAGUUGCGAGACAUGAUGGAGGGUAGAACACAACAGUAACAGGAAUGAAGGUUCAUAAACGAGGUGAAGACACCUCUCUCGGUCUGCCACCCCCCCAACCCCCCCACCCCCACCCCCACAGUAAAAUAUCAUACGUAUUGCUACUAAAACACCCCAGCCACUCCUUUUAGAUAUCCACUUCAGCUCCACCCACGUCUUAGCUGACUGAUUUUGCUCUUGAAGUGUCAUUCUUGUGUUUGCUAAGUGUCUCCUCAUUCUUUGCCUGUGUCCCUUUUUAAAACCACACCCUCCCACCCCCACCCCCCCCCCCCCCCAAAAAAAACCCAUAAAGAAAGUAACCCUGUCUGACAACAAUCCACACAGCAAUACGUGACAACGAGCUGCUGCUGAUACUGUGACAUGAGAAGGUGAGAGUGCAGGAUAUGGCACAGAAAAGGGAAUUUUUAGUGGCUUCCAUAAAGGAAAAAAAAAGAGAGGUAUGCAUCAGUAUUUUGCAAGUAAUGUGUGCUUUUUGUUGUUGUACAGAAGUGUGAGGAUCUCUCUCUGUGCUUAUUUCUCUCCAUGAGUGACAGGUGAGCAUUAGAGGGAGGCGGGUCCAGAAUUGAACAGACAGCGGAACACAGCCAAUCAUAACCCAGUGCACCUGGAGUGCUUAGAGAAGAUUUAUUAGCUUUUACUUAGUCUAGCAGCAUAGCUAGAGUACACCACGCUGAUGUAGAGCUGUAAGAUUUUAUAUCAAACUUGUAAACUAGUCUUAGAAAAGAGUGGUGUCAUCAGCAUACAAGCAUUCUAGGUGUUCAGGCUCUUCCACACAACAGCACUGUGGGAAUGCUGUGUACUACUAACAUAGAGGUGGGCUUGUUGUUUGUGGAUGGACCUAUAUAAUCAUCAUAAAUGCAAAAGUAUAAAAAAAAACAUUGUAAUACUAACUUGAAUCUGUCUGUUCAGGACAGUCACAGAUUGUUAUAUAUGUAGUACCUGAGGCUGAACUCCUAUUAUCUCCUGCCAGGAAAUUAAAUCUAGGCCACAAGUCGCAAGUGUAUUGAAACCUAGCCACUACACCACCAGGUAGCUCAGCUGACAAAUGUGUAGCUUCAUCCAUUCUUAUUGCUUUUGCCAUGAUAAUCUGCACAUGAUAUGGCCAAAGUAUAACCAAGAUGACAGUCUGUGAUUCGUGAGCAACUUCUAUUGUAGUAUCAAAUGAGCAUAAAGUGAAUGAUAUACAUACGUAGUCUAAUGUAACCAGUGUAGUUGAAAAGUUGAUGAAGCACUCAAUCAGCAUGCAAAGAACUAACAUCUCAGAGGUAGAACUGAUCAUUAAUCACUCACCUAUAAUCACUCUGUGAGAAAAAGUGAGCAUGAAACUAUCAGUAUCUUGCAAAGCAAAGUAUUUAACUGAAAAUGCAGCAUCGUGAGCUGAAUAGUUUAAUGUACAGAGUUGUAUGUGGCAUGUAAACUUAGCAAUAGAGUAGGAAUAGAGUUAUGUCUAAUAGAGGAAUAUUACUGUAUUUGUAUGAGCCAAAUUGCAAAUUGGGAGCACGAUAUAGACGAUUAUCCUAUUCACACUAAUUGGGACACAAUUGAAUCACUUGUUAUGUAUUCUAUGUCACAUCUUCACCUAGGAAAGGGUGAAUCAAAGCCAAAUUGCUUCCUAAAUAGCACUUACAAAGUUAAAGAUUUCCCCUAUUACUGUCAUUUGGCACAUUAGUGCAGUGUUACUGAGCACAGUUUUAAGAUGUGUGUCAUGUCACAUUUCUAGGAUAAUCCACUUCAUGAAUAUAGGUGAGAAUAGGUAUUCAUUGACAUGUAAAUGCAAGUGAAUGUGAAAGUAAUCAUAGGGCACAAGUAUUAAGGUGUCUUUCAUUAGCAUCUUACAUGUGGUAAGUUAAAUAGAGCCAUGGCUGAAACCGCCAUCAUCAGUGUGUAAGGCCACAUUCACAUAGACAUUUAGCCUGUGUUAAAACAAUGCAAGGGGCUGCGUGUUUGUUUCAUGUACUGGUGAGACAGUGAAAUACAAUCUGGGAUGGGAUGGCAUCACAUCGUGUUUGUUGCAGGAAAUCUAAACUAGGUUCAACUUUUUGUUCGACAACGCAAGGUCGUUUCAGAUGACCCCGCCCUCCCUCUGCGUUUCCCUUCCCCAGUUCUGAUGAAUGAGAAGGGCUGCGUUUCUACAUGCAAAGCGACUGUCUGUGCGAACACGGUCAAACUCCCGUACAGAGAUGCGGUUCUGGCCAUAGUCGGCUCUUUGUGGUCUCUAAUGUGACAAUCACACUCUGACCCAAACCAAACCAGACCAGGGGGACCGAGGCAGAACCAGGCUGACCCGACGAGCCCUACUUUUGCGGGUUGCCACCAAAGAAAUCGCAGCAGCCUCCCCUUACAGCGCCCAGCCCCUCUCUGUGGAUAUACCAAAGCGAGCCAGACAUGCACAAGUAUCCACAACCACACACACACACGUUACCCCCCCCACACACACACACACACAUUUUCACACACCCAACUCAGCUGUAUGGACUGGGCUUUGAAAGGGAAUUAAGCCAAAGAAAUGACCUAAAUUCACACACUAGUAGGAAUCCAUUGCUUUGUGUUUAGUAGUGUGUGUUUUGAUGUGCUAUGUAACCAUAGUGUCACCAGUACAUGUAUAUAAGAAUAGUUUUAGACUAGUGGAGCUGUGUGCUGUUGUCUGCUAUAAUCCUGGACCACCUUGCUCAUGGUGAUCAGAGAUUGGGUCCCCAGGUAAUGUGCCGUGUUUAUUUACCAUAGUUACCUUCUGCUGUUUCCAGUUUUACAAAAAAAAACAAAAAACAAACCCUUUGACCCCGUCAGAGGGGCGUAGCUUCUAAUCGCUGAGGUGUGCGCUUCCCUGAGGCGGCCUGUAAGGGGCGGGGCUUUUUUGGAGCCAUUUGGGCGCCAAGCUUGGAAUGUAGGGCAACCCCCAGCCAUCUUAACCCCUUCCACCAACAUCCCCUCCCCACCUCCACCUCCCCCUUCAAAAAAAACAAAACAAACAAAAAAAAAAAACACAUGGUGCCCCGACUCUCACAGGCAAGCCCAGCCGCCACCCAAAAGGGCUAUCAGCUGAAGUCACUUUCUGAAACACUGCUGGUAUUUGUAGUGUUUCUGUGCACCAGGGGGCCCCACAGAGCCACACACUGACAGACAAUACACUUCUUUUCAUGCAAACAUGAAGAGAAAGGAUUGGUACCAAAGCACAGAGAGAGAUUCUGACCUGAACGAGUGAAUGUUUAAAAGGAAAGAAUGUGAUUUUUUGAAGCUGGAGAAAUUAUUGUUGAAUGAAUUAAUGUUGAAGUGUAAAAUGAUGAUAUGUGGACAGGAGAGAUUAUGAGAGGAUAUAUUGUUCUGAUGAUCUAACACCUCAGUCAGUCCUCAGUUCAUGAACACUGAAGUUUGCAUGUAGCAGAGUUUGUAUACGUCUCUCUUUGCUUUACUUAGCUAUUUUCUGCCAUCUACACUUUGGUUUCUUUCUACACUACUUCUACUCAAUCUGCCUGGGGGUGCUCCUGAAUGUAUUUUGUCCUUUUCUGAAGUGCUGUACAGUAUUGUCCACCUCAUCCUCUCAGAACCCCCUCACUAUGGUUUGCGCUUGUAUCCCCACCUCCACAUCUUUGACAUUUAUACCCCCGUACACGAAAAACCUAGCUCCUCCCUGCUCCUCCUAAAUGUCUACAAGUAGUUAAGUUCAGUAGCGAUUUUUGAAAGUUGACACCUCCUGUAAACUGGCACUAGAUCAGUUUGUAUAGACCUCGGUCCUCCUUGCACUUGUAGAUACUUUUUUUUUUAGAGAGCAGGUUACCUGAACUGAACACUUUAAUGCUACUGUAUUGUGAAGAUCAACAUGUUUCUGUUCUUCUUCCCUUGGAUUUUCUCUUUUUUCUAGGCAACAAUAGUGUGUAACCUCAUCUUGGUAUUAUAUAUAUUACAUAUUGGUUCAUGUCUAUUGCUACUAUUCUCCUUCUUAUUAACAUUAUGAUUGAUUUGUAUAGAGCAAUAAGUUCUUUUUUUUUCUUGUCUGGAUUGUUUCAUAUUGUGGGAGUCUUCCCCGUGGGCUUGUUUCUAUUUACAAAAGUGGAAGGACUCUUAUAGGGUGUAAUCAUAUUAGGUACGAUUGCUUCGUACCGUGCCUGAGUACGAUUGCCCCCCUCUCCACUACCCUGCCGCUCAGCUUUCACAUUGGUAAAGUCGUUCCGUACCUGAGAACACUUGCGUGUCUACACACUCUGAUACAGUAGGUGGAGGUAUGCAUUUAGUUGUUAUGCCAUCCACCAAUAAACACACAAAAAACAAGAAGAAGAGUACAUUUGCGUCAUCAACUGCGCGACAUUUGUUUACGUUGUUGCUCCAGUUGUUCUAUAGUGCCCAUACGCAUGUAAAUACUCUUUAAUAAUACCCUCAAUCUUGGCAUUCUUGUGUGUAGUGUCCAGUUGUGAUUGUAUGUUGUCAAGCAAAUAUUUCAUUUCUUCAUUAUACCAUAGAAAUCCUUCCAUGGCCAAUUUUGAAUGACAAUCGAAUAGUUUAGACGUCACAUUCUAAAUAGCCGUCCACUUUUGCUUUUUGGUUUUGAUACAGUAGCUUUCGCACCUGAUGUGAACCGUACCUGAGUAAACAUGAAAUGUAUUUGAGACCACCUUUUCAAGUGGACGGGUACGGUACGAAGUGACACACUAAUGUGUUGACAUUAAUCAAACAAACUGGACUUGGGGGUCAAAUGUACUCAGAUCUGGGCCCCUAGGUCCCUGAUGUGAAAGCCCCCUUAACUGCUUUGUUGUCAUUCAGAUGUGUACUGUUAAGUUUGAAUAUAUUAUAUAUAAAUACAUAUACAAAGUAAGCUGUCUCUGUCCAUGUACUGAUCAAGUAACAAAUAAGAAAUAAAGACUUUGUGUCAGAUUUUGCUGGA
This is a messenger RNA of Seriola aureovittata, 6601 nucleotides long. It is a transcript of the gene ndrg4, whose product is annotated as NDRG family member 4. Bases 149 to 1549 code for a protein of 466 amino acids. Gene Ontology annotation, cellular component: cytoplasm. The transcript has 19 exons. NCBI's taxonomy places the organism in Eukaryota, Metazoa, Chordata, Actinopteri, Carangiformes, Carangidae. The record is from RefSeq and is a predicted model, not a curated record. Gene Ontology annotation, biological process: signal transduction; brain development; positive regulation of ERK1 and ERK2 cascade.